AUGCUAAGGAAUGGCAGCACAGUGACAGAAUUUAUCCUCGUGGGCUUUCAGCAGAGCUCCACUUCCACACGAGCAUUGCUCUUUGCCCUCUUCUUGGCCCUCUACAGUCUCACCAUGGCCAUGAAUGGCCUCAACAUCUUUAUCACCUGAACAGACCCCAAGCUCAACAGCCCCAUGUACUUCUUCCUCAGCCACCUGUCUCUCCUGGAUGUCUGCUUCACCACCACUACCAUCCCACAGGUGUUGAUUUACCUCGUGGUCAGGAACCACGCUGUCUCCUUUGUAUCUUGCAUGACCCAGAUGUACUUUGUCUUUUGUGCUGGUGUGGAUGAGUGCAUCCUCUCGGCUUUUAUGGCCUAUGACCGUUGCAUUGCUAUCUGCUACCCACUUAGCUAUGUCCAGAUCAUAAGCCAGAAGGUCUGUCUCAGGCUUGUGGGAACUGCCUGGUUCUUUGGACUGAUCAAUGGCAUCUUUCUUGAGUAUGUUUCAUUCCGAGAGCCCUCCUGCAGAGACAACCACAUAGAAAACUUCUUCUGUGAGGCCCCCAUGGUGAUCGGCCUCUCUUGUGGGGACCCUCAGUUUAGUCUGAGGGCAAUCUUUGCUGAUGCCAUCGUGGUGCUGCUCAGCCCCAUGGUGCUCAUUGUCACUUCCUAUGUGUGCAUCCUUGCCACCAUCCUCAGCAGAGCCUCCUCCUCAGGUCGGGGGAAGACUUUAUCUACUUGUGCCUCUCACCUGACUGUGGUCAUCUUUCUCUACACCUCAGCUAUGUUCUCUUACAUGAACUCCCACAGCACACAAGGGCCUGACAAAGACAAACCUUUCUCCCUCCUGUACACCAUCAUUAACCCCAUCAACAAGGAAAUGAAGGAGGCCAUGGUGAGGGCACUUGGGAGAACCAGGCUGGCCCCGGCACAGUCCGUCUAG
Molecule: messenger RNA, 924 nt
Organism: Chlorocebus sabaeus (green monkey)
Lineage: Eukaryota; Metazoa; Chordata; Mammalia; Primates; Cercopithecidae
Source: RefSeq, a predicted model, not a curated record